Parastagonospora nodorum SN15 is the source of this 296-nucleotide messenger RNA. RefSeq lists its product as hypothetical. The record is from RefSeq and is a predicted model, not a curated record. The coding region runs from base 1 to 180 and encodes 59 amino acids. The transcript has a single exon. Lineage: Eukaryota; Fungi; Ascomycota; Dothideomycetes; Pleosporales; Phaeosphaeriaceae.
AUGUUUGCCUUGGCCGGCCUUCCUGUAAUAAUGUCCCGUUCAUUCAUAUACCGCCCGUCUCCGCCUGUUGCUUCUCUCUUUACCGCAAGGCUCAACUUUCAUUACACACAUUCGCUUUUCAGUCUUCGGACGUGCCUCUCGUUACAUCGAACUCCAGUCACUCUUUCCUGGAUUCAAUAGCGGUUUGCGGAAUCGACUUCUGCUGAUAUCUCCCGGUUCUCACUUUCAAGCAACAUACCCAUCAGCCGAUUUUAAGCAUUUUUCCAGCACUCAACAUGAAGCUCACUCUUGCCUUC